UCCGUUUCAACGCACAGCUCUGCCGUAAACUAUUUAGAAGAAGAAGAAGAAGAAGAAGAAAGAGGAGGACAGAAGAGUUUAACUUUACUUUUUUUUCUACAACUCUGAUCUCGAUACUGUUUGGGGAUUUAUUUCGUGUCACGGCGAUAAAGUCCGUCUUGAUUAUACUACACGGUGUUCGGUUAUCUGACAACACGUAAAGACAUCGCUGUGAGGUCGGAAUGAUCUGGAGCAGUGAGAGGUUGUGGCGGCCUCAUCAGUAGCUGUCACCACGGCGGGGGACCUUCGGACCUCCGUCUGCAGGGUGGUCAUCUACCUCCAGAGGGAAAUGUCCGGGGACAGCUGCCUGCCUCAGCGUCACACCCACUCUGCCUCCUCGUCCUCCGCCUGUCCCAAGACCAAGACCUGCAGUUACCGCGGAGCGGUGGGCCUGGGCAACAAGUAUGUCCGCGUCAACGUUGGCGGGAGCCUGUUCUACGCCACGCUGCAGGUGCUGACCAGGCAGAACUCAAUGCUGAAAGCCAUGUUCAGUGGACAGAAGGAAGUGUUCACCGAUAAAGACGGUUGGAUCCUGAUCGACCGCAGCGGGAAACACUUCGGCAGCGUCCUGUGCUUCCUACGUGACGGCACGGUCGCCUUGCCCAAAGGUCGUCAGGCCGUCCAGGAGGUGUUCGCUGAGGCGAAGUAUUACGACGUCCAGGGUCUGAUGGAGCUUUGUCAAAACACCCUGCAGGACAAUAAAGAGCUGCCCAUGUGUGUCAUACCUGUGGUCACCUCCAGGAAGGAAGAGGAGAAGCUCAUCCAGUCCUCCACGAAGCCUGUGGUGAAGCUGGUGUACAACAGAAGCAACAACAAGUACUCCUACACCAGCAACUCGGACGACAACCUGCUGAAGAACAUCGAGCUGUUCGACCGGCUGUCUCUGAGCUUCAACGGCCGCGUCCUCUUCAUCAAGGACGUGAUCGGAGACGAGAUCUGCUGCUGGUCCUUUUACGGUCAGGGACGCAAGCUGGCCGAGGUCUGCUGCACCUCCAUCGUCUACGCCACGGAGAAGAAGCAGACCAAGGUGGAGUUCCCUGAAGCUCGUAUCUACGAGGAGACCCUGAACACGCUGCUGUACGAGACGAUGCCGCCGCCCGACACCGUGCUGCUGGAGGCGACUCGUCGCAGCUUCACCUCCUGUGGCUCCCACAGCGAGGAGGAGGAGGGGGGGGCAGGGACCGGGGGGGCGGAGCUCCGAGAGCGAGUCCGCCGGAUCCACGUGAAGAGGUACAGCACGUACGACGACCGGCAGCUCGGACACUGAGACUGUAAAAACAUCCAAAAACCAGCGGACAGAUUUGUGAUGACGAACAUUCAACGUUUUCUGUCUUUGGAUCGUUUCUUCUUCUCUGUCUGAAGUCCAAACUGUGGCCUUGCUGUACUUUACUCUGGAUAGUUGUGGUGUCGUCCGCUCUGUCCGUCAUAAUUUAUGAAUCAUCAUCAGAGCAACAAGAGAGCUGUUGUUGUUUAUUAAAUGUAGAUUAUUAGUGGAGGAAGAAUCACUGAUAUGCAGUAUUUCUUAGAAGAAAUACUGUUCAGAUCAUAGCACUUACACUCUGAAUCAGCAGCAGAGCAUGUUUCAUAUUUAUAGAUCGUAUUGUUUCAUAAACACAUCGAACAACAGGCCUGUUGUUAACCAAAGAGGAACCAGAACUAGUGUGACGCUAACAUGUUUUAAUGCAGUUUACCAUUAUGCCUUUUUUCCAGCUGUGAAGAUAAAAGUUCUUGUUAUUAAACUA
This is a messenger RNA of Anarrhichthys ocellatus (wolf-eel), 1781 nucleotides long. RefSeq names its product tumor necrosis factor, alpha-induced protein 1 (endothelial) (gene tnfaip1). The coding region runs from base 329 to 1306 and encodes 325 amino acids. Gene Ontology annotation, molecular function: protein binding; ubiquitin-protein transferase activity. Gene Ontology annotation, cellular component: Cul3-RING ubiquitin ligase complex. The transcript is spliced from 7 exons. Gene Ontology annotation, biological process: negative regulation of Rho protein signal transduction; protein homooligomerization; protein ubiquitination. The record is from RefSeq and is a predicted model, not a curated record. NCBI's taxonomy places the organism in Eukaryota, Metazoa, Chordata, Actinopteri, Perciformes, Anarhichadidae.